Molecule: messenger RNA, 756 nt
Organism: Phalaenopsis equestris
Lineage: Eukaryota; Viridiplantae; Streptophyta; Magnoliopsida; Asparagales; Orchidaceae
Product: ubiquitin-conjugating enzyme 15-like
Exons: 3
Coding region: 400-672 (90 amino acids)
Source: RefSeq, a predicted model, not a curated record
CUGUUUGGUUAACACGUUUAAAUUGCGUGUUGGAAAUCGCAGUUUUUAUUUUGUGAAGAAGAUCGCCCGCGGGAUCAUCCCCGCGGGCCGCGUUCCCUUGUCGCGUCUUCUGUACGAAUUACUCCGCUGCCCUCGUAUAGCUAUCGAACCCUCUGCCCUUACCCUUCCCGGAUUCGACAUUCCUUCCUCCUUCGUUCGCGAUCGAGCACGCAAAGCCGCUUCCUGCUUCUUCGGCACUCCUUCUCUUCCAGGUAAGGACGCAUUCCUUUGGCACUGAUUCUUCUGCUCAGACCAAUCAAGUUCCGCCAUGGCUUGCCUUGAGUAAAAAAGUUGGAGCUUUUUCUCUGUGAGGGAACCAAAUCGCCCUUUCUCUCUUCCCCAGCUCUACUUCUGAGAAGCAUGACCACCAAAGCUCUACUUCUGAGAAGCAUGACCGCCGUCGCCGCUCCUUCUCGCAAGACCCUGAGCAAAAUCGUCUGGAACCGGCUGCAGAAGGAGCUUGUGGAAUGGCAGGUUAAUGCCCUGGUCUGCUUCAAACACAAGGAUAAGGCUGCACUCAUCAACUUCUCCUUAGAUUGGUGGGAAGCCUCAUGCAUUUGGUUAAGCAGCCCCUAUUCUCUCAAAGUGUGUUUAACGAAUCCCAUUGUUCAAGUUUUAAAAGCCAUUGAAUAGCAUUAGGAUCUUCAACCACCGAACCAAAAAGGCUCAUCAAAACCAUUAGCAGCUCUGAGAGGAUUGGUUUGGUAUGGACAGAGC